UGCCCAAUUGGUACACCGUUUCUCUUCUUUCUACUCAGGCUCACACACCACACGCCACCACCACAGCGCCUCCACCCCUGCGCUGCACGCGAAGCUCAGCUCACGGUGGAGGAGGAGGAGGAGACAGUACAAGGGCGAGAGCAGAAGCACGCGAGGAGAGGAGGGCACCACCACGCGAUGGCGUGCAUCAACAUGUACAACCCGGACGGCGGGGCGGGGUUCGGCGGCGGGCCGCAGCCGCCGGUGGCGCUGGGCCCGCGCAUCUCUUUCUCCAGCGACUUCGCCGUCGAGCCGCCGGCGCCGGUGCAGAACCGGGCGCUGAGCCUGCGCUGCCAGGAGGAGGACCUCGACUUCGAGUUCUCGGUGGGCAGCCACCCCAUGAUGGCCGCCGACCAGCUCUUCUCCAAGGGCAGGAUCCUGCCCUUCAAGGAGGGCGGCGCCUUCGCCCGCCGCCCGCCCACCACGCUCCGCGACGAGCUCCGUGGCGACAACGACGAGAAGGCCUCAGCCAAGGGGUCCAGCAGGUGGAAGGAAAUGCUCGGCCUGCGGAAGGCGCCCUGCGUGGGCGGUGGUGUGGCCAAGAAGAGCGACAAGGCCAUUGCCGACGCCGACGUCAUGGUCACCGACAUGGCCGCGUCCAAUCAGGAGCUACGUUGAGGUGACCGAUGGGGGAGACAGACUCACAGACAUGGGACUCAAAUUCACAUGCUCCAAAUGAAGCUUUUGCCCCCCUCCUGAUGCUGUUGAUCAACUUCUCGAAUUGUGCUUCUCAUCUAUCGGCUAGUUUUUGUAGAUUGUUUGUUAAUCUUGAGUUUGCUUGUGUGCUAGCUAGAUGGCCAGUGUGUGAUGAAAAGAGCCAAAAAAAACUGUGUAUUUUUCUUCCAUUAGUGCUCUCUCUGGCAAACUGUCCACUCACUAGACCCAUGGUCGGUCUCUGCUUCCUCUCACCUUUUUUCACCUUUUCUUUUCACUUCUUGCUUUCUCCACCCUGUACAAAAUGCUUGUGUAAGUAGAUCAGUAGAUGGGAAAUUCAUGGUGCAAUGAUCAGUUUGCCAGGUGGCCAGAUCUGUCAAGUGAGGAGCCUGUGUUCGACAGUCCUGUGGGGGAUCAACAGUGUUCUCCUUUGUCUCGUUGCUCCGCUGUAUGAGUAUAUAAAGGGGGACAAGAGCCGCAGGGCGAGCAUGUGUGAGACGACAGGGAGAUCGAGUGCAUGGAGGAAGCCUCCCUGGCCUGGCUUGCAUCAUGAUCAUUUUUGUUUCUAGCCAAGCGAUGUUUUUUUUCCUUUUCUUUUGAGAAAUUAAAUCUAAACUCUGUUUGAUAGAGCUUUAAUCUUAAUAAUUUUUU
This is a messenger RNA of Phragmites australis (common reed), 1344 nucleotides long. RefSeq lists its product as uncharacterized. The coding region runs from base 178 to 657 and encodes 159 amino acids. The record is from RefSeq and is a predicted model, not a curated record. Lineage: Eukaryota; Viridiplantae; Streptophyta; Magnoliopsida; Poales; Poaceae. The transcript has 2 exons.